Molecule: messenger RNA, 2767 nt
Organism: Parasteatoda tepidariorum (common house spider)
Lineage: Eukaryota; Metazoa; Arthropoda; Arachnida; Araneae; Theridiidae
Gene: CalpC
Product: calpain C
Biological process (GO): proteolysis
Cellular component (GO): cytoplasm
Molecular function (GO): calcium-dependent cysteine-type endopeptidase activity; calcium ion binding
Source: RefSeq, a predicted model, not a curated record
GGCGGUUAAGCCAAAAGGCAAAUAACCUCUUUGCUCGACCGAGUAGCCCCGCCUCCAUUCUCUAACACACACCAAACGAGAAAAAUUAUUCGGACCUCAGUUCUUGCUGUUGAUCUGACGAUAUUUUCCUUUCUUCGUUUUUAGCAAAAUAUAGGAUAGUAGAUCAAAAAGAAGGUCACUUAUUAAGGCCAAGAUGGACCCUUAAAGAGGUUUCUAAAAGUAAUCAAUCCAGAAAGAAAAAGAUAUCACGUGACCUCUUACGUCGUUUUCAUUCAACUUACCGGCGUGGAGUUGUUUUGUUUGUGGAAAAGAAAAUCGUUUUCUUUCGGGAGUGAUGUGGGUGCUUUCUGUAACGUUUAUCGUGUGCUUCUUUUAAUUGGUUAUUCAAAAAUUGCUAAGGAUGGUGUUUUUAGUUCAUAUUUCCAACUUCGUAUAAUAUUUAGUUUGCUUUCAAAAAGGCAAUGAGUGAAUUUGAAAAAAUCAAACGAAGUUAUUCGAAACGGGGCGAGUUAUUCGAAGACGCUGAUUUUCCUGCAACACAAACAUCAGUAUUCUAUCAUCAAAAGCCUCCUUUUCAGUUUUCCUGGAAAAGACCAAAAGAACUGUGUUUGGAUCCUGUAUUCAUACAAGAUGGUACACUACAGUAUGACAUAACUCCUGGAAAACUUGGAGACCAUUGGUUUGUGUCUGCGCUGGGAUGCCUUAGCACCACGAAAGGAUUGUUUUACAGAGUGGUUCCAGCUGAUCAAAUAUUCAGUUCAGAAACAGACAAUUCUCUGGACUCAGACUAUGUGGGAGUGUUUCGAUUUCGAUUGUGGUGGUGCGGAGAAUGGCAAGAAGUCCUUGUGGAUGACAGGCUACCGACAGUGAACGGAAAACUAGUGUUUGUCCAUUCACAGCACUCUAACCAGUUCUGGGCUGCUUUGCUUGAGAAAGCAUACGCUAAAUUGCAUGGAUCUUAUGAAGCUCUUAAAUAUGCUUGCUCUCAGGAUGGUUUAGCUGACUUGAUGGGUGGAAUAAUUGAAAAUUUUAACAUUCGCCAAGAUCCUACAUCCUGUCUUAAAGUACUAGGGAGACUUCUCAAAACUACUACAGUCACCACCAGCAUUGUACAGCAGCAGAUAAAAUCCAGAAAUCAACCGGAGAAACUUGCUAAUGGCAUAUUACUAGGAACUAACUAUAGAGUUUUGGGCAUUGACAAGGUUGAAACUUUGAAUGGUGAUCAAACCCAGCUGGUUAAACUAAGAAACCCUCUUCCAACAUUAUCAGAAUACAUGGGAUCUUGGUCAAAAGAUUCAUUAGAAUGGGAAAAAAUUCUUCCGGAAGACAAUGAAAGAUUAAACCACAAGAAUUCAAAUGAGGGUGAAUUUUGGAUGACUUAUCAAGAUUUUGUGAAGACGUUUACCUGCGUGGAAGCAGUUCACCUGGACGCAGAAACUAGCAAAGAUGAACCAACAUUGAGGUCCAAAAUCUCUUGGCAAAUGAAAGUGUGGCAUGGACAGUGGCAGAGGGGUGUGAGUGCCGGGGGAUGCCGGAAUAAUCUAGAUUCGUUUCACAUCAAUCCUCAAUUCCAAAUAGUUCUUCCGGAAGCUGAAGAGGUUUUAAUUUCUUUAAGUCAGCAUAGCAUUCUGGAGCCAAAAGUAAUAGGUUUCGCAGUUUUCCCAAUGAGUAAAAGCUUGUCAACAGAAAUAAUGGAAAAAACGUUCUUCAAGAAGACUAAAUCCAUUUAUAGUUCUGCAUAUAGUAAUAGCCGACAGGUAUCGGGAAGGGUGCAUUUUGAGCAAGGAAGCUACCUCAUUCUACCUACAACAUUUGAUCCAGGAGAAGAAGCUAAUUUUACCAUUCGAGUUAUAUCUAAUAAACCUUUGAAACUUAAACUUCUAGAUUGUAAUCCAGCUGUAUUAAAGCCAGCUAUUGUAAAGGCCUCCCCCUCGAUUGACACGAAAAUUAAUUCCUACGAAGGAGUAUUUUUGCAACUCUCAGAUGAGCAUAAGACAACAAAUGCUUUCGAGCUUCAGGAUGUUUUAGAAGUUUGUUUGCCAAAUGAUUAUGUGAAAAGCUGUGCCACAUUAGAAGUCUGCCGUCAAGUUGUUUUAGCAUUAGAUACAACUGGAAAUGGAAGAAUUAGAUUUUCUGACUACAAGAACUUGAUGUGUAGUCUUAAACACUGGCAGGUAAUAUUUAGAAAUCACACCAAAGGGACAACGAGUGUUUUAAGAGCGGAGAAACUGAGAGAUGCACUAUUUGAUGUCGGUUUUCAAGUCAAUACAGAAACAUUAUCCCUACUUGCUUUUAGGUAUAUGAGAAAAGAUGGGACGCUGCGUUUUGGAGAUUUCGUAUCGUGUAUUCUUCAUUUAUCUACCUCAUUCAGGGCCUUUGAAAAACGAGAUCCUUUGCAAAACGGUUAUGUGAAAGUAAAUCUUAAGGAGUGGCUAGGUUCAUCUCUUCAGUGUUAGUUGCCACUUAUAAAACGCAUACUCUAUAGUGCAAUAAUUUAUGGAUGAAAACAAAUGACUCUUCAGUUUGCCAAACUUUUUUUCCAACUUCUGAAGAAUGUUUGUAAAUAACUUUGGAUAGAUUGUGUAUAUAUGACAAGAAGAAAAAUAUUUGUACAUUUUAAGUUUACAUUUAAACACUUUCGUUGAAAAUUAGUUUUCUGUUUUUAAUAUUUGACUUUAAUAUCUAGUUGAGUGAUUUAUGAAGUUUUGUAAAUAUAAGAGAUAUAUCAAUACAAUGUAUUAAAUAAUUUAUAUUUUUAAUUGUAAAA